UAUACGAUUUGUUGUAUUAAAAAUUAAAAAUCAAAAAUAAAAAACUCUGCCUCUCCAAUUUCUUUGUUGAUCGCAACAUCCAGAUCUGAUGGAAAAAUUUGUGCAAGUGGGCAGGACGAUUAAAGUGAAGAAGGUAAGAAACAAUGUUCAUAUUCCCGAUGAUCUUGCUUUCUCUAUUCUAUCAAAACUACCUCUCAAAUCUUGUAAGCGCUUUAGAUGUGUACGCAAAUCAUGGUCACUCUUGUUUAAAAAUCCAAAUUUCAUGAACGAGUUUCGCAACAAUUUAUUGUGUAAUAACAACAGAUCUAGAUCUGAUUAUAGUGAUAUUUUUCUCCUUCUAUCUGAAGGGGGCCAUGAUGCAUUGUAUUUGCUCCCCAAUGAGAAGUUUGACGAUAGGAUCAAAUUAGAUUUGCCACCUCCAUUUGAAGGGGAUGACUCUAACAUUUAUAUUUUCAAUUCAGUUAGUGUUAAUGGUAUUCUGUGUCUCGGACAAAAUAGGAUGAUGAGAUUCAGAUGUGUAUUAUGGAACCCAGCCACUCAUGAAUUCAUCUUGAUUCCUCCCAGUCCCGAUGAUGAGUCAGUACCACCUUAUCAUAAUCGUGACUGCGAGUUUCGUGGAUUUGGUUAUGAUCCUGUUAGAGAUGACUACAAGGUGAUUCGAUAUGUAAAAUUUGAUUAUGAAUUUGACAUAAAUGUACCAGAGGAAGAUAGAUGGCAUGAACCCAUGUUGGAGAUAUAUAGUCUUAGGAGUAACUCUUGGAGGAUAAUUCAUGCUAAUAUGAAUGAUUAUUAUUUUGACAAACACGACGAAGAAGUGUACUUGAAUGGAAUGUGUCAUUGGUGGGCAGAUAUUCCAUUGGAGGGCAGACGUAGCGGACAAGAUAACAGGAAAGGCUAUUUGCUGUCAUUUGAUUUUACUGAUGAGGUGUUUUACGAAACGCCUAUGAUGUUAGACUGGGGAGAUGCUGUUGGUGUUGGUGUUGUACCUAUGGUGUUAAAUGACUCUGUUGGUGUUAUCUCAUUUUGCUACGACACUACUGUUUUUCACAUUUCAAUUUUGGGUGAAUUGGGGGAAGAAAAAUCAUGGUUCAAACUUUGUAUUAUUAGGCUUAUACCUUCCAUUCUGUAUCCCAUUGGAGUUUGGAAAAACGGCCAUAUUUAUUUCCGAAAACAAAACAAUGAACCAGUCUGGAUUAAUUUAAGCACCCGAAUGAUCAAUGAGAUUGGUAUUAAACGUGAAAAUUAUGGUUAUCCUCUGAUUGGAAUUUACAAAGAAAACCUUCUUGCAAGGAUCAGAGGAAUUCAUAGUUAGUUUUCUAAUUAUUAGGAUUUCUACAUGUAUGCAAAGUGCCCUGUCAAAUGCACAUAUAACAAUUACGGUUAAUUAUGCGCAAAUUAAUAA
Vicia villosa (hairy vetch) is the source of this 1402-nucleotide messenger RNA. Its product is annotated as F-box/kelch-repeat protein At3g06240-like. The transcript has a single exon. Lineage: Eukaryota; Viridiplantae; Streptophyta; Magnoliopsida; Fabales; Fabaceae. Gene Ontology annotation, molecular function: protein binding. The record is from RefSeq and is a predicted model, not a curated record. Bases 89 to 1312 code for a protein of 407 amino acids.